UUUUUUUAUUAAAAUGGAAGGAGACGAUCUAGAAUAUAUGUCUGCACAGAUGAAAGAGCUGGAUAAGCAGAUCUUCAAACUUAAAGACAGUAAUAAUUACCUCAUUAUUGAGGGAGAAGAGUCAGGCCUUACCAAGGAUGAAAUUGAAGAGAUCUGCAAGGAAAAUGAAGGGGCUAUAGAGACAAAGUUAGAGGAAAUCAAGUAAAUAUGCUAAAAGAUUCAAGCCUGAUGACGAAAGACUUCCCUUAAUAAUCCCAUAUGCUUUUAACAUGCUUCCCGAGACUAUGAGGGCAGGAAGAGUCAUUGACCCUAAUAAGGUAAUAGAAGAGAUUGAAAGAAGAGAACAAAUAGCAAGAGAUUUGGCAGCUCAGCUACAAAGGCGAGCACAGAUUGCAGAGUAUGAACUCCAGCAACAACAAAAUGAUGAAGAAGAGAAAUCAGGUCAUGAGGAAUCAAAUUUGCCACCUUUGAGUGAAUAA
Molecule: messenger RNA, 479 nt
Organism: Moneuplotes crassus
Lineage: Eukaryota; Ciliophora; Spirotrichea; Euplotida; Euplotidae
Source: the annotation of a GenBank genome assembly